Cuscuta campestris is the source of this 3132-nucleotide messenger RNA. Lineage: Eukaryota; Viridiplantae; Streptophyta; Magnoliopsida; Solanales; Convolvulaceae. The record is from the annotation of a GenBank genome assembly.
GAUUGUACGGACGGACAAUAAGUUGAUUUUCAAAACAAUCAUGUUUGGGAUACACUAAAAAGUGUACCUCAAGUUGUACCCUAAAAGGAUGCAUUGGUAUUUUAACAGUUCACACUCUUAGUUUGAUAAAAAAAUUUGCACUCCCUAGAAAUAACUUAAAUCUUUUCAAAUUGUAAGUCAAAUACCCUGCCUUUUUUAUACACGGGGAACUCUCCGCCCGACCUCGCCACUCCGCUUGCCGGCGACGUCAAGGAGCGUAAACCACACUGCCCAGCAGACAGCGCGUUUCUGCGGCUCAGCCCUCCCGCUCCGCCUGCGCCCCUCCGGUCUCUAGGCAAAAACCAUUCUGUAUUUCAAUCUAUCAUUCUUGAGAACUGGAGGUUGUAGGGCAUGCUCUUCUCUUCCUCAUUGUGUCUGAAGCUCCCACCUCCCGACUCCGGCGUCCUCUGCCGCGCUCCUUCUACAAUUAAUCACCUCUUAUAUUCUUCAACAACCUCAACUCCUUCCAGAUUCUCCCAACUCCUGAAACGAUGCAAGUCUUGUGUCAAGGCCAAGUUCAUUGUUUCCGGCGCCGCCGAUCGGGAAACCGCCCGCUCACAGCUGGUUUUCUGGUGGAACAAUCUGAUCAAGCGAUGCGUCUUCCUUCGCUUUUACGACCAUGCUGUUUCCCUGUUCCGCGAGAUGGUGAGGCUGCAGUGGGCCCCAGAUGGGUACACUCUCCCUUACGUGCUCAAGGCUUGUGGGGAGCUUUCCUCCUUACGUAUUGGAGAGUCUGUCCACGCUUUCUGCUUGGUGACUGGGAAUGACAACAAUGUCUACGUUUGCAACAGUGCCAUAGCAAUGUAUGGGAGGUGCGGCGCUCUGGGUCACGCACACAAGGUGUUCGACGAAACAGUUGUGAGAGGAAUUCACGAUGUCAUUUCGUGGAACUCCAUUGUAGCUGCUUACACGCAUGGUAAAGAAUUCGGGAGAGCUAUGGGGCUAUUCGGUUCCAUGAUUUCAAGAUGCAAUAUUGAACUUCGCCCUGACGUGAUUAGUUUAGUUAAUGUGCUACCAGCAUGUGCUCCUACUAGGGAAUGGAAGCUAGGCAAACAAGUCCAUGGAUAUGCUAUUCAUUCCGGUUUAUACGAGGAUGUUUUUGUGGGUAAUGCCAUCGUGGACAUGUAUGCCAAGUGUGAGCAAAUGAAUGAGGCCAACAAAGUGUUUGAGCGUAUGGAGGUGAAAGAUGUGGUUUCUUGGAAUGCAAUGGUCACUGGGUUCUCCCAGAUUGGGAAAUUCAACGAGGCGUUAGGAUUGUUUGAAAGAAUGAGACAACAAGAGAUUGAUUUGAAUGUUAUCACGUGGAGUGCUGUAAUUGCAGGGUAUGCCCAGAGGGGCCUUGGAUAUGAAGCUCUUAACGUCUUCCGGGAAAUGAUCCUUUCUGGGACAAACCCUAACGUUGUCACCCUUUCCUCUGUUCUAUCUGGUUGUGCUUCUGUCGGAGCAUUGAAUCAAGGGAAAGAGACUCAUUGCUAUGCCAUCAAACAGAUUUUGAGUCAGCAGGGGGAUAAUGAGUCCGACGAGGAUUACAAAAUGGGCAUUAAUAGUCUUAUAGAUAUGUAUGCAAAGUGCAAGAAUGUAGAGGUGGCGCGUGCCAUCUUUGACAAUAUUGAAUGGAGAGACCGUAAUAUAGUGACUUGGACCGUCAUGAUUGGUGCAUACGCCCAGCACGGAGAUGCCAACGAGGCAUUGAAACUCUUCUCAUUGAUGAUGAAGGAAAAUCGUUCCUUUUUAAUACCGAACGGGUUCACGUUAUCUUGUGCUUUGAUGGCUUCUGCCCGUUUGUCUUCUCUCAGGGCUGGCAAGCAGAUUCAUGGGUACAUUUUGCGCAACCAGUGUGAAACUUGGAUGUUGUUUGUGUCUAAUUGUCUCAUUGACAUGUACGCAAAAGCUGGUGACAUUGAUACAGCGAGAACAGUGUUUGAUACCAUGGCCCUCAGGAACACUGUUUCUUGGACCUCACUGAUGACAGGAUAUGGAAUGCACGGCCGGGGAGAGGAUGCUCUUCGUGUGUUUGAAACAAUGCAGCAGAGAGACCUGGAGAUCGACGGUGUGACUUUUUUGGUCGUGUUGUAUGCAUGCAGCCAUUCAGGCAUGGUUGACAAUGGGAUGGAUUACUUCAACAACAUGAGGAGAGAUCACGGAGUCGUUCCUGAGAUUGAACAUUAUGCCUGCAUGGUUGACCUUUUGGGACGUGCCGGUCGUUUGGAUGAAGCACUGGAGCUGAUACGCAACAUGCCCAUGGACCCCACCUCAAUAAUUUGGUUCUCUUUGCUUAGUGCUUGCAGGGUUCAUAAGAACGUAGACAUUGCAGAACACGCAGCAGGCAAACUGUCAGAGUUGGAAGCAGAGAAUGACGGGUCCUACACGCUACUUUCAAACAUAUACGCGAACGCCAAACGUUGGAAAGACGUGGCCCGCGUAAGGUCUCUAAUGAAACACUCUGGGAUCAAGAAGAGACCCGGGUGCAGUUGGGUUCAAGGAAAGAAAGGGACUUCAGUGUUCUUUGUGGGAGACAGAAGUCACCCAAUGUCUCAUGAAACAUACAAUCUCCUCUCCGACUUGAUCAGUCGUGUCAAAGGGAUGGGAUAUGUCCCAGAAAUUAGCUUUGCCCUACACGAUGUGGAUGAUGAAGAGAAAGGGGACCUGCUCUCGGAACACAGCGAGAAGUUGGCAUUGGCUUAUGGGAUUCUCACAUCUGCCCCUGGGGUGCCGAUUAGGAUAACGAAGAACCUCCGUGUUUGUGGGGAUUGUCAUUUGGCCAUUACGUAUAUUUCUAAGAUCGUUGAUCAUGAAAUCAUUUUGAGAGAUUCGAGCCGUUUCCAUCAUUUCAAGAACGGAUCUUGCUCCUGCAAAGGAUAUUGGUAGUCAGGUCAGGUGAUGCUCUGCUUUUGUGCUCUUUGUUUUUUUAAAAAAAUUUACUCAUACUCCUCUGUCUUUGCAAGAAUCUUAGAGUAUUUAGUUUUACGGAAAUUAAGAAAAAUGUUGGAAAAGAUGAUGAAAAGUGAAAAAAAUGUAUAGUUGAAAUUUAUAUCCUCUUUGGCCUCCCUAUUGAAAUUUAAAUGAAGAAAAGAAUGAAGUACUUGAUGCAAU